This is a messenger RNA of Lithohypha guttulata, 810 nucleotides long. RefSeq lists its product as uncharacterized. The record is from RefSeq and is a predicted model, not a curated record. NCBI's taxonomy places the organism in Eukaryota, Fungi, Ascomycota, Eurotiomycetes, Chaetothyriales, Trichomeriaceae. The transcript is spliced from 5 exons. The coding region runs from base 1 to 810 and encodes 269 amino acids.
AUGUCAGCCGCCGAGUAUUACCUCGCAUCAGAGGCAGAAGCAGUGCCGGCUGAGGUCGUUCAAUCAAAACGACAGAAAUUCGGCUCAUUCAUCAAGACCGGCUGGGAGAAAGGUCUUGUGCUAGGCAAGGAGGAAGCUUUGAAAGGCAGGAUCCUGGUAGAAAACUCGCUUGGUCUUGGGCCAAGGCCAAAUGUUAUACCGUCUGGUGAGGCUAACGUCAAUGGACCAUUGCGCACGGUCGAGCUAGGCUGGCAUCCUGUUGCCGGAUUCGGUGGGAAAUGGUUCGCUGAAAAGACGAGACUCGGCCAGAAGAUCACGAAGGAGAUCGGACAUCAUCCUGAUCCAACUCAGCAUUGGGCAGUGCUUGUUGGUGGCUAUUGCCAUCAGCUAUGGAUGGACGAACGUCUGCACGUCAUCUACAUCAACGAAGUCAUCAAUCGCGACGAGUGGCACACCUUCGAAGUUGGACAGACAAGAUUCACUGACGAGGCACUGAGACAGACUGGCGAAAUGGUGAUUCACAACAUGCGACAAUCGAGGCCUGCUUACAAUCUCAUCAGCAACAACUGUCAGAACUUUGCCGUCAACAUGCUGGACCAAGUCCAGAUAGGCUCCAGGCGAGAAUUCGCCACGACCUUUGCAAUCUACCAGCGAGCCACAGGUCGUGGUUCAAUCAAAGACCUUUUCAAUGACUCUCUAAACGAACAAGCCGAGCAGGAGGCUUCCGGACGAUCACAUCAAGCUACUGUCAAGUUUGCACAAAAAGUCAUGCAUCAAAAUACAACACAGUUGGAUAAUCACCACUACUAA